This is a messenger RNA of Penicillium brevicompactum, 1080 nucleotides long. Its product is annotated as GTP-binding protein. The record is from RefSeq and is a predicted model, not a curated record. Gene Ontology annotation, cellular component: cytoplasm. The coding region runs from base 1 to 1080 and encodes 359 amino acids. The transcript has a single exon. Lineage: Eukaryota; Fungi; Ascomycota; Eurotiomycetes; Eurotiales; Aspergillaceae.
AUGGCCCCAAUCCCCAUCACCAUCGUGACGGGCUUCCUCGGCUCCGGCAAAACAACCAUCCUCCUAAACCUCAUCCCCCAACUCCCAAAAACCUACAAACUCGCCCUCCUCAAAAACGAAUUCGGCGACGUAGCCGUCGACUCCCAACUCGCCUCCACCCAAUCCAUCAGCGGCGUCCGCGAACUCCUAAACGGCUGCAUCUGCUGCAAUCUCGUCGGCCAACUCAGCGAUGCCCUCGAACAGCUCCGCUCCGAAGUGAGCCCCGACCGCAUCGUCAUCGAAACAAGCGGCAGCGCAUUCCCCGCAACUCUCGCGAUGGAAGUGAAUCGGCUGGCGCGGGAAGGAGGACACUUCGUGCUCGACGGCGUAAUCAGUGUUAUCGAUGUUGAAAACUGGGAAGGGUAUGAGGAUACCUCGUAUACGGCGAAGAUUCAGGCAAAGUACACUGAUUUGAUCGUGUUUAAUAAGUGGGAGGAUUUGCCUGAGAAGUUUGAUAUUGCGCUUGAUCGUGUUGGAGAUUUGGAGGUUGAGACGCCUUGGGUGAAGUCGAAUAAGGGUCGUGUGGAUGUGGAUGUGUUGCUUGGGAUUGAUGGGGCUUUGUUUAAGGAUGAUGAGGUUGAGAAGGGACAUGACCAUGACCAUGACCAUAAGCAUAAGCAUGAUCAUCAGUCUGAGGUUGAGGUCUUGUCUGUUGUGCUGAAGUCUGAUUCUGGGGUGACUGAUGUCGCUGCGCUUGAGAAGUUCCUUUCUGCUGCGCCCAGAGAAGAGGUUUAUCGGAUUAAGGGCAUUGUGAGGUGUGAGAACUCGAAUCUUCCGGUUGAGACAUCGGAUGAUAUGCAGAAGAGAGAGAAGAUUCAUACGCCGGGGACUCAGCAUUACAUUUUGAAUUGGGCUUUUGGACGCUGGACGUGCACACCCUCCGCUGUGGUUGCUGAGUCUGCGGAUCCAGGUGUUGCGGCUCGCGUUACAUUGAUUCUUGCGCGGUAUGAGUCCACAAAGUGGAAGAAGAAGCUCGAAGCAGGUGGCCUGGUUCAGACGAGCGAGGGCGAGGGAGAGCUCAGUGUGGAGCGAUUGGUCUAG